Messenger RNA from Daldinia decipiens, 1070 nucleotides. Its product is annotated as cytochrome-c oxidase, subunit VIIa. The transcript has 4 exons. NCBI's taxonomy places the organism in Eukaryota, Fungi, Ascomycota, Sordariomycetes, Xylariales, Hypoxylaceae. The record is from RefSeq and is a predicted model, not a curated record. Gene Ontology annotation, biological process: mitochondrial electron transport, cytochrome c to oxygen. The coding region runs from base 329 to 514 and encodes 61 amino acids.
AGUUGUUAUUAAGAAAAAGUUCAAUAUCGGAACAGUCAAGAGAAAGAUUUGCCGGGGUUUAGCCGUCUGCCGCCUUAUCGCUUGCCGGCUGCCGGACUAAAGGGUACAAAAAUACCUCCACGGUAAUGACCUUUCAUUAUGUAAAUGCUUCACGUGACUCAGCGCAAGAAGCUUCGCGCGAAUUGGGAGACUUGAUCAGACCAUUUCCAACUUUUGACCUUUUGAACCUUUGAACCUUUGAACCAUAGACCCGAGAAUUCCACGAAUUCGCCCGCAACCUUCCCACUAAGCCUACCUCUAACCCGUCUUCCCCAGAAUUCCAUUCGAAAUGGCCAUCGCACCCAUCACCGGCAUGCUCCGACGGGGCCUCGUUGUCGACCUCGGUAUCGGGCUCGGAUUGGGCGUAACCUUCGGCUCUCUCUACUGGCACGGAUACCACAUGCCGCGCACCCACGCCCGAGAUAACUUCUACAGACAACUCGAGCAAGAACGGGCUGCCGCGAGAGGCGUCUAAAUGCGUUCGUUUAUGAUGAAGGACUUGCGUGGAAGACAGUGCAAAGUGGAGAGGACGCAAAAACGCAAAAACGCAAAAUACUUGACUCUCGUCUAGAGAACGGCUGUUCUAUUGUGUGGUUGGAGAAUGCUAUAGGAGAUGGUUAUGCUUUGAAAGCUGGGGACGGCCGACUGUAUUAUACGAACGAGUACCCGCCCGCCGAAUUCAGGCUCCCUUGAGCAUUAUUCCUAUCCGCUAGUCCGUGCAAUACGAUUUGGUGUCCAGUUUUACUAGGCAUGCUACGUAUAUAUGUACUGGUCUUGUUUGUAUGACUAUGAGUAUGACGUAGUCGUAAUUAUACUCAAGGUAUGAAAGUCGUAGAUGAGUAAUGGUAACAAGUAUAUGAGGUUGUCGUAAUACGGGAAAUCCUGUGAUGAAAGUAGGCUUUCCCUUGGACUUAGGACUUAAAGAACUGUACUCUGUCUGUAUCAACUUCUACGAAUUCAUACCUGUAAUCGGAUAUAACUGUUUAACAAAGAGUAUUCCCAAGAUGAUUUCUCUGUUGAGAAUAAAAUAG